AUGACGCGUGUGGUUGACAUCAAUGAACAACGAGGCAGUGGCUUCGACUUUUCUGGUCAUUUGCGCAAUGCUUCACUGAGUGCGCAAGGACAUGCUGUGCCGCGAGCGACAAGCACAGGCACUACGAUUGUUGGUUUGAUCUACAAGGAUGGCGUCGUGCUAGGCGCGGAUACUCGAGCGACAGAAGGACCGAUUGUUGCCGAUAAAAACUGUGAAAAAAUCCACUACAUAACUGAUAGCAUUCGUUGCUGCGGUGCGGGGACUGCUGCCGAUACCGAAUUCGUGACGAACCUGAUCUCGAGCAAUAUGCAACUGCAUGCAUUGCAUACCCGGAAACGUCCUCGUGUGCUUGCUGCUUUGACAAUGCUCAAGCAGAGGCUGUUUCAAUACCAGGGCUAUAUUGGUGCGGCACUUGUUCUCGGUGGCUACGACUCUACCGGCCCACAGCUCUUCACAAUUGCACCCCAUGGCUCUACAGAUAAGCUGCCCUAUGUGACCAUGGGUUCUGGUUCCUUGGCUGCGAUGUCUGUCUUUGAGAGUGCAUGGCGCCCAGAAAUGGAGGAACAAGAAGCUGUGAAUCUUGUUGUGGCUGCUAUUGAGGCAGGCAUCUUUAAUGACCUUGGCUCAGGUUCUAAUGUUGAUGUAUGUGUAAUCCGAGAGAAGGAAACAAAAAUGCUGCGCAACUAUCGCAGGCCGAAUGAACGUGCGCAAAAGGAGCAGAGCUAUAAGUUUGCUCGUGGCACUACUGCAUUCACGAAGGAAGAAAUAUACAAUAUGAUUGUGAAAGAAGACGUUCUUCAACUUGAUCAGCCUGCAACCACUGGACAAGCCGAUGCGAUGGAGACAGACACAUCGUAG
Malassezia globosa CBS 7966 is the source of this 858-nucleotide messenger RNA. RefSeq lists its product as uncharacterized. Gene Ontology annotation, cellular component: proteasome core complex. The transcript is spliced from 3 exons. Gene Ontology annotation, molecular function: threonine-type endopeptidase activity. The record is from RefSeq and is a predicted model, not a curated record. The coding region runs from base 1 to 858 and encodes 285 amino acids. Lineage: Eukaryota; Fungi; Basidiomycota; Malasseziomycetes; Malasseziales; Malasseziaceae.